AUGGCUUUAAAACAAGAAGCCUCGCAAACCCUCGCUAAUUUUAUUUUUUAUUUUUUUCCAUUUGUUCAGAUUGGCGUACCGAGAAUCAAUUAUUUUGAAGAAUGGCUUAAGUUUCCAAAACCAACCAAGAAUGAGCAGCUGUUUCAAUUUAUAUUGUCGAAACGUGACUUGAGUGGUGCAACAGAAAACUCUCUGAAGGAUUUGAAGGCCAACAUUUCAAGAGUAUCAGCAAAACUUGAAGAGAGAUGGAAAGCCGCAGGAUGCAAAAAAGAAAACUUCCUCAAAAGGAAUUUCGAGUGGCUGCAAGGUCCUGAAUUCAUGUUCAACGUGUUGACUGAACAAUCUGUUCCUUCGUCAUCGACAAAAAGCCCACAAGAACACGGACCUGGUAGACCGCAGAAGGACUUUUCAGCGUCAAGCCUAAAAACAAAGCGGAGAAGAGUUUAUGACUCGGUCCAGUCGAGAACCACCAACGAGCUCUUGUUCGCUGCUGAAGUAUCUGCUCGAGCUUCAGGCAGGAGGAACGUAGCUCAAGCUAUCAAAAAUGUUACUGACUCCAAAUCCACAAAAGACAACCGAAGAAAUCAACGACAAAUUGAGCAGCGACGAAGCUUUGGCCUAUUACAUCGACUCCAAAUCGACCACGCAGACGUACAAGAUAACUCGCAAGAUAUGCAUGCAGAAACGAUCGAAGGUAUUUCCAUCUCUGUAUAGCUUUAGAAAGUCUUAGAUUGCUCGUUUUCCUCCGGAAGAACAUAUUGUUGUUACUGAAACUCGGGCUGAGAUGAAAGUUCAAGCAGUUUAAGAUAAAAGUGCUGAACGUUUGGUUUUAGUUCAAGAAGUUCUUAACAAUCUUUUGCCUCGCUCUUCAUUUAAACUCAUUAGCAAGUGGAGUUGCGACGGAAGUUCAGGUCAACUAUGACUAACAUACAAACAAAAAUUCACUGAUGCUAAUGUAAUGACGCAGAUGAAUAUUUGUUUGUAUUUUCAUUCGUUCCCAUUCGAUUAUGUGAUGAACUCGGCAAUAUAAAAAGGUGUAGAAUAAUUAACUUUAAGCUAAUAAUAAUUUGUAAAUGACUGAGUUAACACUUUGUGUAUGAUUAUCCUUUUAUUGUAUUAAUUUAAUUUACGAAAUAAAAACUUUAUGACUUA
This is a messenger RNA of Cydia pomonella (codling moth), 1152 nucleotides long. RefSeq lists its product as uncharacterized. The coding region runs from base 1 to 714 and encodes 237 amino acids. The transcript is spliced from 2 exons. NCBI's taxonomy places the organism in Eukaryota, Metazoa, Arthropoda, Insecta, Lepidoptera, Tortricidae. The record is from RefSeq and is a predicted model, not a curated record.